AUGUGGUCUGGAGAUCUGGAAUUCAAAACUGCAUUUCAUAGAUUAUUUCUUCUCAGAGCACCGGCCGAUUUCCUUCAAGUUCUGGUAUCACUUUUCGCAUUCCGAUGUCCGCUUGCUGGAUGGGAGGAAAUAACUCAUAUUCCAUACCUCGCAAAAGUUGGUUUUAUGAUAUCCCAAUACUCUGUUCUUGUCGAAAUGUGUGCUCAACUAUUGCUCUCUGUAAACCGAUUAUCAGCUAUUGUGUAUCCAAUCCAACACAAUAAAUUCUGGACAAAGAAGAUAACUUUACUUUUGUUCUCACUCGGAAUGCUUAUUUCUAUUGUUCCAACUGCGAGCAGAGCAACACAACCGGCUGCAUUUAUGAAUGUGAAUGGAAGUUUUAUUCCGUAUUUAGUUAAUAGAGGAGAUCAAGAGAAAAACUCAAAAGUCACAUGCUUAAUCUAUUCGUUUUUCUGUUUCGCAAGUCUUCUUUGCAAUCUUUUGGCAUGUUGUGUUCACAGAAAACAGAAAAGAAUGCAGACUCAACCAAAACUGGCUUCAACAGUUCAGACAAAUCUUCUGAUAUAUGCAUGCCUGUCAACAGUUAUAGUCGUCGCGAUGACAUGUUUUCAGUCUCUUCUGGCUCUCCACGUCUUCGAUGUAACAGCAGAAGCUCAUAAGGUUGUUCUUCUCUUCCUCACGAUAUCAGCCGACGCAUUUGCUCUCUCCAAUCCGUGGCUUCUGAUUUGUCUCUCAAGUACAUUCCGUCAUAAAUUCUUCGCAGCAAGGAAGAUUUCUCGGAUCUUUGCCGCCGCUCCAUCCACUAACGAGACUUCUUAA
This is a messenger RNA of Caenorhabditis remanei, 819 nucleotides long. RefSeq lists its product as uncharacterized. The transcript is spliced from 6 exons. NCBI's taxonomy places the organism in Eukaryota, Metazoa, Nematoda, Chromadorea, Rhabditida, Rhabditidae. The record is from RefSeq and is a predicted model, not a curated record. Bases 1 to 819 code for a protein of 272 amino acids.